Molecule: messenger RNA, 1539 nt
Organism: Episyrphus balteatus (marmalade hoverfly)
Lineage: Eukaryota; Metazoa; Arthropoda; Insecta; Diptera; Syrphidae
Product: cytochrome b5-related protein
Exons: 5
Coding region: 188-1492 (434 amino acids)
Biological process (GO): lipid metabolic process
Cellular component (GO): mitochondrion
Molecular function (GO): heme binding
Source: RefSeq, a predicted model, not a curated record
CAGAUUUCAACGAAGUUGGUUUCUUUAUAGGUUGCUGAUUCAGCAACCCAAAGCCGGUCUCAAGCAGAGGCUUAUUAAGCUUAUAAACUACUUUAUAAAUAAAAAAAAACUUGAAUUUCUUUCUUCUUUUCAAAGUCAAAACUUGAAUUUAAUUAAAAGAAGCGUACUAAUUUUAAACAAAAACAAGAUGAGUAAAAAGGAAUCCCUGGUUAGCGGAAUAGCUAACAAAUUUCCAACAUACCGUAGAUCAAAAUUUAUCACUGCAUACAGUUGGCAAAUUGGAAAAAUUGAAGAUGAUCGAACUGAAGGUCUAUGGCGAAUCCAUGACAACUUAUACGAUUUUACCGAGUUUAUAGAUCGACAUCCUGGGGGAUCGUUUUGGAUCAAAGAAUCACAGGGUACUGAUAUAACUGAGGCUUUUGAGGCUCAUCACAUUUCCUUGGGUCCUGAAAAAAUGCUCGCAAAGUAUAAGGUUCGGGAGGCAAAAGAGCCUAGAAUUUACACUUUAACCAUCAAAGAUGGAGGUUUCUACAAAACACUAAAGUCACGUGUCAGAGAAAAAUUAAAAGAAAUCGACUAUAAGCCUACCAAAAGAACUGAUCUCAUUCAUUCUGGACUUUUGGCAGCAACAUUUGCUUUUGCGAUCGCAAGUGCAUAUUUUCAAAAUAUUACCUUGGGUAUUUUGGGUGGAAUAUUUCUUUGUUGGAAUACUAUUGCUGCUCACAAUUACUUCCACCGAAAGGAUAAUUGGCGAAUGUACACAUUUAAUUUGUCUUUGAUGAAUUUCCAUUCGUGGCGGAUAUCGCAUGCUCUUUCUCAUCACAUUUAUCCCAAUUCAUUGCUUGAUCUUGAGCUGUCAAUGUUCGAACCGUUCCUGUGUUGGUUACCAAGCACACAUUUUAAAACAAAUUUCCAGCGAUAUUUCUCAAUUUUAGUUGGACCUAUUGUUUACAUGCUAACAUUUUUAAGCCAAAUAGUAAUGAGAAUAGCAUAUUCUUUGAAACGAAGCAACGUGAUGCACUGGCAUGAUAUAAUUGGUCUUAGCAUUCCCUUAACAAUGAUAAUCUGUUCUGAACUGUCGCUUUGGGAAGUGUUGCAGAGGUGGAUGUUUUUAAACUUGGUUGCAAGUUUUUGUUUUGCAGCAAUUGGAUUGAAUGCGGCUCAUCAUGAGCCAGAAAUCUAUCAUGAUGGCGAUGCAUAUCGAGAAGACAGAGAUUGGGGUUUGUUCCAAGUUGACACCAUUACCGAUCGAAGUGAUUUAAAAGGAUCUCAGUUUUUGACUUUGACACAUUUCGGUGAUCAUGCCCUUCAUCAUUUGUUUCCAACUUUGGAUCAUGGAAUUCUGCCUCAGCUUUACCCUGCUUUCUACGAGACAUUAAAUGAGUUCAAAGGACAUUUGCGAGAGUUACGAUAUGUAGAACAUAUUAUUGGACAGCAUAAGCAGUUGCUCAGAAAUAAGCCAAAUAAGAUACCGCCAGGGUCUAGGAUAUGAGAACUGUAUAAUAUUAAGAACUUGAAUAAAAAAAUAUAACACAAGAA